Messenger RNA from Prunus armeniaca (apricot), 597 nucleotides. Lineage: Eukaryota; Viridiplantae; Streptophyta; Magnoliopsida; Rosales; Rosaceae. The record is from the annotation of a GenBank genome assembly.
AUGGACCGACGCAGUUGGCCGUGGAAGAAAAAAUCUUCCGACAAGGCUGCAGCUGAGAAAGCCGCAGCUGCAGCAGACUCUUUUGCAACCGAGGCAGAGCGAGAUAAAUACAAGAAACCAAACUAUGUUCAAAUUUCUGUCGAGCAAUAUUCACAUCUGACCAGUUUGGAAGAUCAAGUGAAGACUUAUGAGGAUCAAGUGAAGACAUAUGAGGACCAAGUUCAGACAUUGGAGGAUGAAAUUACAGAUUUGAAUGAAAAGCUCUCCGCGGCCAAUACAGAGACGACUAACAAGGAGAGCCUGGUUAAACAGCAUACUAAAGUUGCCGAAGAAGCUGUCUCAGGUUGGGAAAAGGCUGAAGCAGAAGCUCUCGCGUUAAAAACUCAUCUAGAAUCUGUGACUCUUUUAAAGCUCACUGCUGAAGAUCGGGCCUCACAUUUGGAUGGUGCUCUUAAAGAGUGCAUGCGGCAGAUACGAAAUCUGAAGGAAGAUCAUGAACAGAAAUUACAAGAAGUUGUUUUCAGCAAAACCAAGCAAUGCGAAAAAUCAAGCUUGAGCUUGAAGCAAAGAUAUCUAAUUUGGACCAAGAACUCCUAA